GUAUGUCAUUGUCAAAAAACUAAAUAAAAUAUUCAUGUUUGCGGCAAAAAAUUUUGUUACAAAACUUAUAACUCCCACACACAGUGCAAGUGCAAAGUUCCUGCUAAAUAAAGAAUUCUAUUGGCACCGAACGCUAUCAAUCACAGCUGCAAACAUGGUGAAGACAGCGCUAGUGAUCCUGGCCCAAGGUGCGGAGGAGAUGGAGACCGUCAUCACUGUCGAUAUGCUGAGACGGGGCGGUGUGGAUGUGACCAUGGCAGGCUUGGACGGUGACGCGCCAGUGCUGUGUUCGCGUAACGUCACACUCGUCCCAAACAAGUCUUUGGCUGAUGCUUUGGCCGAGAAGCCUCAGUACGAUGCAGUGAUUCUCCCUGGAGGAUUGGAGGGCUCAAACCGCCUCAGCAAGUCGUCCGUAGUGGGAACACUGCUGAAAGAACACGAGAAAGCUGGCAAGAUCGUCGCUGCUAUCUGUGCUGCGCCCACAGCGUUCGUCGCGCACGGCAUAGCGCGCGGCAAGCGCGUGACGUCAUACCCAUCUACUAAGAACAAAAUGCCGGCUGCUGACUACACGUACGUGGAAGGAGAAAGAGUGGUGGUUGAUGGGAACAUUGUUACUAGCAGGGGUCCCGGCACCGCUUAUUGGUUUGGUCUCUCGCUCAUCGAGCUAUUGGCAGACAAGGACACAGCUGCCCAAGUGGAGAAGGGAAUGAUCAUUAGUGGCUAUUAAUUAGUAAUUAAGUCUAAAAAUUACACUCUGUAUAAGCUUAUAACAAGCAAUGGUGUAAGUAUAAUAUUGUAUGUUAUGUAAUAAUAGUAAUAAUUAAGCAAAAAAGUGAUAAUUCAAAAUUAGUAUCCAUAUUUUUAGAAUUUGGUUCGUUUUUUUUGUUACUAAAAUAUCCAGGAUUUGUUUUCGUUUUGAUUUUAAGUCUAAAAUAUAAUUUGUUUUAAAUUGUUAA
Messenger RNA from Ostrinia nubilalis (European corn borer), 956 nucleotides. It is a transcript of the gene BmDJ-1beta, whose product is annotated as protein dj-1beta. NCBI's taxonomy places the organism in Eukaryota, Metazoa, Arthropoda, Insecta, Lepidoptera, Crambidae. Gene Ontology annotation, cellular component: nucleus; cytoplasm; mitochondrion. Gene Ontology annotation, biological process: response to oxidative stress; glyoxal metabolic process; glycolate biosynthetic process. The record is from RefSeq and is a predicted model, not a curated record. The transcript is spliced from 6 exons. Bases 35 to 727 code for a protein of 230 amino acids.